UGAUAUUAAAUAAUUAAGUGGGCUAAUAUUGUAUAAAAGAAGUUGGGCCGACCCUAUGACCCAACCCGACCCAGCCCAGGCCGACCCAACAGGGCCAUACAGGACCAAAUGAGAAUAGGGUCGGGCCAAAUAUUUGAGCAUACAGGACUGGGUUUUUUUGGGUAGUGGCAGGGUCAGGGCUGGGUUUGGCCCAGUUUCACCCCUAUGUAGCAGGCUGCUGCCUGCAUGAGAAAUAAAGCUGAUUCUAAGUUUGGAUUAGCGAGCCCAGACCAUUUGAGCUCGGCCCAGAUAUUUUUGGGCUUUACCCAGAUAGGCUCGGCCUAUGUAGCCCUUUAAUUUUAAAAAUAUAAUAACGUAAAAAGCAAAUAAUAAUUAUAAAAAAAAAAGCGAGAGCGAGCGUGUCCGGUAAGCCAGGAAUCAACACAGGUGUCGACAUGUAAUUGGAGAAACUACGUGUGCCAGUAGAACCGUAUCUCUGGAAUUUGAUACCCAUCUCUCUCUCCGGUACGUGCGACGGAGAGCCACAAGAAAGAAAGGGGAAAGAAAGGAGUAAAUACAGUAGCAGUGGGGUUAGCUGAAGCCUGAAGGAAACCGAGCGUCUCACUCAAACCCAUUUUUCAGCAGCAAAAAAGUCGUAUCUUCCCGUGAGAGCAAAAAACCCCAACCCACAACCCAAAGAAAGGAAGAGAAAGAAAAUCCCACCGGAAAAUAAUGGCCAAGAAAUCCGCCACCGCUUCCUCCUCGUCCUUCUCCUUCUUCCGAUCCGUCUUCCCUGCCGCUGCCGGGACCGUCACCAUGGAGCCGAUCGAGGACGCGGUGGUGGUGGACGCAUCCGCCGCCGCCGACCUGUCCUCGUACUGGGAGUUCAUCAACGCCUCCGACGCCGACUCCUCCGACACCGAGUCGCUGCUCAGCGACGAGAACGGCUUCGUCUCCUUGCACGACGCGUCGGCGUCGCCAUCUCUGCUGAUCGCCGCCGUUGCUGCACCCGAGGCGGUGGAGGAAGAGUACACCGGAGGAGAUGAUGACGGAAUCGGAGGAUCGGGGAAAGAAGCGGUGGGUGGUGGCGUGAUCGUCGCUGCUACCGGGGAUCUCGGUCGGUCUAUUGUUGAGAGGAUUGUGGAAGGGCAGGUCUACGAUCUGUACGGUGGGCGAUUCUACGGGGAGGGAGAGGUGGACGACGAAGAAGACGAGGAAGAGGACGAUGAGUACGACGAGCUUGCGGCGUGGAACUUGAGCGGGAAGAUGGCGGGGAAGCAGAGGAUGAGGAAAGUGGGGAAGAAGGGUUGCCAGAACAAGAUCAGCAACGCCAAGCGCAACCCUUACAGUUACGUCAAGCGAGGGUGCGCUUAUGGGAAGCACAAAGCCUGAAGAAAACCCACGUCGGAAAAAAAUGGCGGUAAAGAAGUAAAUAAAACAGCAGCAACCAGAUCGGGAAGGUAACAAUUUGGGGGAAACACGGAACGAACUAUCCUUUCUUUUCUUUUUCUCUCUGUUUCUUCAUGUGAAUUCUGCAAAUUCAUGGAUUUUAGGGUUCGUCUUCUCCUAGUCUGAUUUCUAGGGAUUGCAAAUGUAAAUUAGGGGUAGUAGGAAUGUCCAGUUUGGUUGUUGCUUCUGUUACUGGAUGGAAAUAUUGUAGCUAUGGGUGGAUGGAUGGUUGAAUUUGAAAGAAUCGUCCUUAUUGGUGUACAUAGAUCAUGAUGAUCUCCGUAAUGAAUUCUUUUUCCUGAA
Molecule: messenger RNA, 1731 nt
Organism: Linum trigynum
Lineage: Eukaryota; Viridiplantae; Streptophyta; Magnoliopsida; Malpighiales; Linaceae
Source: the annotation of a GenBank genome assembly